Molecule: messenger RNA, 2075 nt
Organism: Corythoichthys intestinalis (scribbled pipefish)
Lineage: Eukaryota; Metazoa; Chordata; Actinopteri; Syngnathiformes; Syngnathidae
Gene: rdh8a
Product: retinol dehydrogenase 8a
Exons: 6
Coding region: 223-1176 (317 amino acids)
Biological process (GO): estrogen biosynthetic process; retinol metabolic process
Cellular component (GO): cytosol; cytoplasm
Molecular function (GO): estradiol 17-beta-dehydrogenase [NAD(P)+] activity; all-trans-retinol dehydrogenase (NAD+) activity
Source: RefSeq, a predicted model, not a curated record
CAGCCCUCCCUCCCUCUUAAUUUGUUUUUUAAGGAAUUACUGUAACUUCAUCGUAAUAAGCCUAAACGUGCUGGGGCUUGCGUGCGACGCCAAGUAUUUCGCGGCGAGCAUGUGACCGCAUUUAAACGCUCACAUGGCCGCCGAGGCGAUCCGCUCCUAGUCGGGGCCCAGCGAGCGAAAGCAUCCGGAGGCUGCACGGCGCCCUUCUCCGCCGCACUCAUCAUGGCGAACGGCGGCCAGAAAGUUGUGCUGAUCACCGGCUGCUCCUCCGGCAUCGGCCUGAGAAUCGCCGUCACGUUGGCCGCAGAUGAGAAGAAGCGUUACCAUGUAAUUGCGACAAUGCGGGACCUGAAGAAGAACAACAAACUGGUGGAAGCGGCGGGAGACACGUACGGGAAGAAUUUGGUGUUGCUGCCCCUUGACGUGUGCAGUGACGAAUCAGUUAAGCAGUGCAUCAACAGUGUGAAGGACCGCCAUAUUGAUAUCUUGAUUAACAAUGCAGGCGUGGGUUUGCUGGGCCCCUUGGAGAGCAUCAGCAUAGAUGAGAUGAAGCGAGUGUUCGAGACCAACUUCUUUGGCGUCGUGCGCAUGAUCAAAGAAGUUAUGCCGGACAUGAAGAAGAGGAGGUCCGGACACAUUGUAGUCAUGAGCAGUGUUAUGGGUCUUCAAGGAGUUGUUUUCAAUGAUGUCUACACUGCUUCCAAGUUUGCCAUGGAGGGCUUUUGCGAGAGCAUGGCUGUGCAGCUGUUGAAGUUCAAUGUCAGGUUGUCGAUGAUCGAGCCCGGCCCGGUGCACACAGAGUUCGAGACGAAGAUGAUGGAAGAUGUGGCCAAGAUGGAGUACCCGGGAGUGGACGCUGACACAGUCCGAUACUUUAAAGAUGUUUACCUGCCAUCUUCUAUAGAUAUUUUCGAAGCCAUGGGUCAGACGCCGGAGGAUAUAGCCAAAUGCACUAAGAAGGUGAUCGAGUCAAACAGCCCCCGCUUCAGGAACCUAACCAACAGCUUGUACACGCCCAUCGUGGCCUUGAAGUACGCCGACGAGACCGGCGGCCUGUCCGUCAACACCUUCUACAACCUGCUCUUUAAUUUGGGACCUCUCAUGCACUUCACCAUGAGCAUCCUCAAGUGCCUGACGUGCAGCUGCCUGCGCAGACGCACAGUUUCACCUAAUUGAGGAAGCCCUCCCCUCCCUCACUCUUCUACGGAGGUAAAUGUGGUGCAAAAGUAACUUAAACUUGAAACCUACUUGUCAUUGCCUGUGGGCCAGAUCCGUCCCACCGCAUCAUUUUGUGUUGCUCGCUUAAGUAAAUCACGUACAACGACUUUGUUUCAUGCGGUAAAAUAUGAUUUUGGUAAAUAUUCCAGAGUCCAGAAAUCACAGAAUGAUUUUUAUUUUCAACCCUUUGAUGCAUAAGGGACUGGACCCUAGACUCUUCCAUAAGUGGGUCAAAAAUGACCCAUUUUAGAAUCAAUGUGUUUUUAUGCCAUUUCGGUGAAGAAUAAUCACUGUAUCACAGUAUUUAGUAUUAUAUCUAGGGCCAACCAAGAAGGAUUUCAUGUUUGAAAUAUCUUAAUUUUAAUUUUGACCCAGAACAACAAUAGACUUUAUCCACUCUUGUAUUAUAUCAUCAGUGAUGAAGAGCUCUCAUGCAUUGGUGAGACAGUAAUGCUAAACCAUUUUGCCCCCACUGACUUCUGAGGAUAUUGUGACUCUGUGUUCUGCCGUGGGUGGAACAUAACUCGCUCCUGUAAGAGCCCCACCAACCCAUUUGGUUGGCCAUGAUUUGGACAUUUUCUUCUUCAGAGGACACAUAAGUGGAAUCUUAUGAGUCAGAUUGAUCCUGUUCAGUGUGAGUUACAGGUGAACGACUGCCACUGCCACCUGGGCAAUAGUCUGGGUCCUCAUCAUCAGAAAUUUUAGACUUGAGUCCAACCCCGUUACUGUCUCUCCAUCAUCUAGCAUCUGUAGGACCAUUUCAGCUGUGUAUCUUGCAGCCAUGACACUAGGCAUGUGCCGCAAUGAGAUUUUGACUGUACGAUAAACUCAAGCAAAAAUACAGCGGUUUCAAGUUA